AUGUAUGAUCUCUGGUGUAAACAAAUCACUUUUCCUCGCCGUGGAUAUUUCAGAACAGUUACUGGAUCAGUAGAGGGUCACCAAGGCACAAUCCAUAGCUGCUCCAGGACUCCCAUGUACUUCAACACACUUUCCUCUUACAUUUGCGUCCAUAUAUACACUAUAUCAGUAGAGAAAAUUGGCAAGUCUAACUACAUACCCUACAUUACCUACACCCACUACAGGAAACAAGUGGACAGUGCCCUCCCCCCAAAAAGCCUCCUAGUAAUAUCAGACUAUGAAACAUGCGCUAACAUAGUGGGCCUAAUGGGGACAGAAGUAUAUUCACAUCAUAUGGAGGCCUCUCCUAGUAGCAAGAGUGUAAUUAGAGUUACUCUCCUUAUAAAAGAGAGAUUUUUGGAAUGUGUGGCCCUCACCCACCCUGAAAAAACUUCCUUACAUGUUGAACCUCCACACUGUGCAAGACCAUUUUUUGAAUUGCAUCAACUGGAAGAGCACACAACAGGACCUCUAGUUAUUAAAAUGGAAGAAUACCGGAAAUUAAAAUUCUUUUUUGCACUGUAUAUUGCAUUAUUCAGUGUUGAAGAUGAUAAUGUGUGGAGGUUCAACAGUGAGAGGCCUCCAUAUGAUGUGAAUACUUCUGUCCCCAUUAGGCCUAGAACAUGGCAGAAUGAACUGGAGACACAUGAAGUUUUGGUGGUUGUGGCUCAGAUCUUUUUAGAUUUGAUCUUACAUGCGAGGUUGCCACUUUCAUCAGUCAACCUCCUGAUUAUAGAUGAGUGCCAUCACGCAACAGGCAGUCAUCCAAUGCGUGAGAUCAUGAGAGCAUAUGAGAAUUUAAAGCAGCACUCCCCAGACAGGCUUCCCAGAAUAAUGGGUUUGACAGCUUGUGUGGUUCACCGCAAAUGUAAGAGGAAAGAUGUUUUGAAGUACAUGGAGAGUCUGGAAGCAGCUAUGGAUUGUGCCUUGGUGACCUCUACUGAUCCAGUAACUGUUCUGAAAUAUACCACAGGGCCUAAGGAAAAAGUGAUUUGUUACCACACAGAGAUCAUUACAUCUGACUACCAAGAAACGGUUAAAGCUCAGCUUGCAGGUCUUGAAUAUGAUAUCAUAACAGAUUGUUUCAUAAAUGACAAAGCAAGAAAACAAAUCAAGAAAAAAAUCAAGAACAUUGAACACAUAAUGUCUGACCUUGGUGACUGGUGUGUUGCUCGAGCUAUAAAGUAUGAAAUUGAGCACCUUGAUGAAACUGAAGGAAUGGAGGAAGACCCAAAAGUCAGAGAGAUAUUGAAGUUGCUGAAAGAGAGGCUGAGAGAGGUAUAUGUUGCCUGUGAGCUAAAGGAAAAAUGUAUGGCCAAUCCUCUGGAGCAUAUCACAUUCAAAGUGAAAAGGCUCCUAGAAAUCUUUAGUAAGUGCAAUAAAGAAGUAUUUGGCUUGAUUUUUGUGGAGAGAAGAAACACUGCCAAAAUUCUCUAUGACCUCCUUUUAGAGAUUGCACAACAGAACCCAGUAUUCAGUUUUGUCAGACCCUCCUAUGUUGUAGGAUGCAAUUCACGUCCAGGCAUCGAUAUACGUCUUGCAGAAUUGGAACUCCGUAAACAGAAGGAAACACUAGAAAAGUUCAGAAACGGGGAAACUAACUUUUUGAUAUCAACAAGUGUUUUAGAAGAAGGAGUUGAUAUUAGGAAGUGCAAUGUGGUGGUUCGCUUUGACACCCCACAGAAUUAUCGUGCAUAUGUGCAAUCCAGGGGGAGGGCUCGUGCUAAACCAUCUGUUUAUCUGUUGAUGGUAGAAGAAGCAAGAGUCAGUGAAAUGCUGGAAUGCAUUGGAGUAUACAGGGAAAUUGAGGCCUCACUUCAAUACUUGUGCCAUGGUCGAAAUUUGCCAACAGCAGAGGUGACAAGAAAGCAUUUUGCAGAAGAUGAAUACAUAAAGCCCUAUGAACCAUAUGGACAUGUAGGACCAAAGAUUACAAGCAACUCAGCCAUACAACUUGUUAAUUUGUAUUGUGGAAAAUUGCCCUCUGAUAAGUUCACAGAUAAUUUACCAGAGAUAGUUGAAGAGGUCAAAGAAGGGAUUGUAACUGUUGGGAUCAGACUUCCAAUCAUGGCACCUCUGAAGGACAUGGUAUAUGGUAGUGGAUGGGCAAACAAAGAUCUAGCAAAGAAAUCUGCUGCCCUGCAACUUUGUAUCAAAUUGCAUGAGAUGGGAGAGUUAGAUUCCAACUUACGACCAAAGGAAAGCAAUGACGAUAGCUUAGUAGAAGGAUUGGUUGACCUCCCACCUGAAGAACCUGUUCCAGAAGGCACAUCAGAGUCUGGCACCAAGAAGAGAAAGCGGGUUUAUGCCAAGGAUUUGUGUUACCCAUUUUCAAAUGUGCAUGGAAGAACAUACUGUCUCUAUUCUAUUGACAUUAAACCUUUUGGUCAGACAGAUCAGAGUGUAACCAUUGAUUCUUCUGCAUGUAUUAAUAAGAUUGGUUUCAUCUGCAAAGAAGGUUUAGUAUGCAGCCCCUUUCCAUUGUUCUUCUCAAAAUGGGGGGAUGUGAUGGUAAAUGUUAAGGAAGUUGGUCCACUGACAGACUUAGACACUAGUUUAUUUGACAAAAUUAAGAAGUUUCAUAGGCUUGUCUUUGAAAGUCUCAUAGAGUUGAAGGAAAAUUUAAUAAACUUUGACCCUGAAGAAUCUAAAUGGGAUGCGUUUGUUGUACCACUUGAUUUUUCAGAAAUCAUUGACUUGGACAUAUUGAAUGAGAUGUAUUCCUUGGACUCAAUCAAACCAGUGAUGAUGAGGUCCCACAAUCAAAGUACCAAAUUUGUAAGGUCAAAAUAUGAAGAUGCACUAAUUUAUCCACUUUAUGGGAUACCCUCUGACCAAAUGUAUUAUGUGUCACAGAUUUUUGAUGAAUUAAAUCCCUGUAAUACAUUUCCUCAGGGUAAAAAGGGAUAUGAGUCCUAUGAAAAAUACUUCCUGGAAAGGUAUGGACUUGAAAUCAAGGAUAAGAAUCAGCCCUUAUUAGAAGCAAAACACAUACCAAAGGAACUGAAUUAUCUGAAGAAAAUUCCAAAGAAGACAAAAGAAAAGAAAGGGAAUUUAGUGCCACACUUUGUACCAGAAUUCUGUGGUUUAAUUCCUUUAAGAGCAUCAUUAUGGUGGCAGAUUAUGUGCAUGCCAUCCAUCUUCCAUCGUCUGAACAGCUUUAAUUUGAUGCAUGAAUUUAUAACGGAAACAAAGAUCACAUCACCUGCUGUAAAGAAUAAAGUUCUUGAUUUCUCUUGGACUAGAAAAUUUAUUCAUGAACUACUAGGCUCCUCAGAAAAUGCUGUGCCAAUAUUCUUAGAGAGGAAGAAGCAAGAAUACAUUCAUCCAUUCAAUAUGCUACAUGCAUUCACACUUAAAGAAGCCAGUGAAGAUAAAGACUUCAACUUAGAGAGACUUGAAUUAUUAGGUGACUCAUUCCUCAAAUUUGUCACAGGAGAAGCCCUGUUUCUAAGAGAUGAAAGUUGUCAUGAAGGAAGGCUUUCUCAGAGUCGAGGCAAAUUGGUAUGUAACAAAACCUUGUUUAGAUUGGCAUGCAAGAGAGGUCUAGAAGGAAAAAUUGCUGCAAAAGUUUUCAACCCCAAGAAGAAUGGAUACAUGCCAGGCUUUAGAAUAAAAGUUGAAUUUGAAGAAAUCUUGCGGUCUCUUGAAGUGCCUCAUGACUUCUGGCAUCAGGUUCCCAACUCUGUAAAGAAUGUUGGUGACUUAAAGGAGGCAGUCAAUGAUUUGAUGUCAGAUGAUGCAUCCAUGGAUGAUAAAGCAGAGAAAAAGGGGUCAUGUUACAACCCAUGGACAGAGCAUGAGGUAUCUGACAAGAGCAUUGCAGAUUGUGUGGAAGCCAUAAUUGGAGCCUACCUCCUUGUGUGUGGGGAUGAGGCAGCAACCUCCUUCUUGGAUUGGCUUGGAGUUGGGGUCUUCAAGGACAAGUCCUUGUUAAUGGAACCAAAGGCAGUAAGAACUGCUUUUGUGCGCAAGGAGCAUGCACAAGACCUAAAUAUGUUUUACAAGAAAGCAGUCUUAGACCGACUGGAGAAGAAGAUCGGCUAUACUUUCAGGGACAGAAGCUUCAUAGUUCAGGCUGUUACACAUAGUUCAUAUGUGAACAACCAGGUGACAGACUGCUAUCAAAGAUUAGAAUUCCUGGGAGAUGCUGUGCUAGACUAUCUAGUGACGUGUCAUAUAUUUUGCCGUUUUACUGAAUACUCUCCAGGUCAGCUGUCUGAUUUGCGGUCAUAUUUUGUCAAGAAUGACACUCUUGGGCGAGCAGCAGCAAAAGGAAAACUUCAUCAACACCUCUUGCACCUUAACCCAAAACUUGAAGCUUCCAUUGACAAGUUUCUGUCCAUUCUCAAUCAAGAUCCCUUAGGAGAGGAGUUAAACACAGAGGAUGAUGUGCAAGAUUGUGAUGAAGUGGAAAUACCGAAAGCACUUGGGGAUAUGGUGGAAGCGAUCAUUGGUGCUGUUUACCUGGACAGCAAUAGGUCACUCAAGGUAGCAUGGCAAGUAAUAGAAAGGAUAUUAGGGGACCUGUUGAAUACAUCUAUUCAGGCAAUACAGCUGAACCCAGUUCGUCAACUGCUUGAAGAAGUGCCUGGUGAAAAGCAAGUUGAAUUUGUCAAGGGCCAAGAAGAUGGAAGUGAAAAGUCAUCUUAUACUGUAAUGGUAAAAGGCUUUGGGACCUUCACAGCUAGCGGCAAGAAUUAUCGCGUGGCAAAGAAAAAGGUGGCAGCGAUUGCACUAAAAGGAAUUCACAACCUGCAGGCUGAAAGAGCCAAUUCACAGUUGCCUCAGCUCCCUGAAUCACUAUCUUCCCUCUGAAUGUUCCUUCUGUAUCUGUUGUAUGAUUUAUAAUGAAUGAUUUGCUUGUUGGAUUUUAUUAUAGAAAAUUAUGUUUUUAAAGAAGGAAGAACUUUCUUUGUUAUUUUAUAUGCAGAGAAGACAUUAGUUUUAUGUGAUACUGCUCCGCAAAAGUGAUCAACUAGGAAAUUAUGACACAGGCUUUGAGAAUGCCUGAAAAUGUGUACUUUUUUCAUGCUUUUGUAAUAUGGCCGUAAUUUCUGAAUGGAAGAAUGGAAGCAGCGGUUCUUAACCUUUUACUACCACAAACCCUCCAGGAAAUGGUUUUUCCCUCCAGUCCCUCCCCUUGGGUUUCCAAGGUCAAUAAGUACAGGAAAUGGGAAGGCCAAGUACCCCAUUGGAAAUUUCUUUUCCUUGCUUUAUGGGGAGGUUACCCCCAGGUUAAGAACCACAGCUUUAGAGUGUAGAAAAUAUAUGGUUAAGUGUCACAAUGUUUGUAUGAUUAUGGAAACUAUUGGCUUUUGACAAGCUAUUUGAAAAUUUUUGAUAAGGUAAGAAAAAAAAUGUUUUAUAAAAAUUAAUCAUGAAAUUAUUUAGGAUAACAUUCCCAGGUCUUAUAUAAAAAUUAUUCAGUAAAUAAGUUGGUUAGGAAAGGUUUUCACUGAGGUGCCUAUACUAUGCAUAUGAUUCAUUGCUUAUAUAUUAUUAAAAAGUGCAAAGAGCUUAGCUUAAUGUGUAUCUAUAAAUGCACUUUCCUGUUAUAUAACAAACAUUUUAACUACAGGAUGACUUUUCCUUUUGGCUUUUCAUAUAUUUGGGAAGCCUAUUCAAAAGAGAAAAUCUUGAGACAAUUAAACCAAAAGACACCACUGGAACAUGGUAUCCCAAUGCCGACGGGUAUGAUGUCUACGUACAUGCUAUGCCUACUGUGAGUGACUUGUUUGAUUGUUUUUACACAUAGAUGGCAACACGUACUAAAUCACCAAUGAGCCAGUUACGAGUACUGCCUGUCUCGCCCAUUUACCCUUUUCUUUGAAUUACGAAAUAUUUUACGUUAUCUUAUUUUGCUGUUACUAAUGUUAAAAAACAUGAUAAUUAUAAUAAAAUAUAACACCAUCGAUAUUCAUAGCACUAGUGAAAAAUAUGUUUUUCCCACCAUUUCAAAUCAGGCACUAGGAGAGCCAUCUAUGGGCAGACAUUUCACGAAAAAUAUAGAAAAUGAGCACAGCAUUUUCCCCGUUUUUUGUUUAUUUUCCCUGGCAGCAUUGGGAUAUACAUGAAAAAACUUUUUUUUUUCAUUUUCAUUUUCAUUUUCAUUUAUUUUCAUUUUCAUUUAUUUUUUUUAAUUUUUAUUUUAUUUAUUUAUUUAUUUAUUUAUUUUUUAUUUUAUUUUUUAUUUAUUUAUUUUAUUUUUUUAAUUUUAUUUUUUUAUUAUUUAUUUAUUUAUUUAUUUUUUAUUUAUUUAUUUAUUUAUUUUUUAUUAACCAAUGGUUUCAUUUUUAGUCUAGUAGAUGAAUAUGAACAAGCAUAUUAAGGAUAAAACUUUAUAUUAUUUUUUUCAUAAAGGCAUGCAGGAUUUUUUCUCGGAAAUGGUAGAAAACAUGCUUUGGGGACAUCUUUCCUCAAUUAGCAAUAUUGUUAAAAAAAAUGCAUAAACAUCCUAUGUUAGGUUUGGUUAAGUAGGUUAGGUUAGGUCUGGUUUAGUUUGUUUAGGUUUAGAUCAAGUCAAGUCAAGUCAAGUCAAGUCAAGUCAAGUCAAGUCAAGUCAAGUCAAGUCAAGUCAAGUCAAGUCAAGUCAAGUCAAGUCAAGUCAAGUCAAGUCAGGUGUAGAGAAACAUCAGGCAUCUAGGAAGGUUGAUUUUUAGACUUGGAAAAUAUUGACAUUGGGUUAUUAGUUCAGGUGUAAGGAAACAUUGGACAUAUAACAUUUCUAAUAUUUCGACCUUUAGAAAAAUGAACAAUAGUUAUUUUUCUUUAAUGCAAGAGACAUUGGCUAAAUAAAGAAAUAAAGAGCAGAAUAUAUAUAUAUAUAUAUAUAUAUAUAUAUAUAUAUAUAUAUUAUAUUAUAUAGUCACGGACUAUAUAUAUAUAAAGAUAUAUAUAUAUAUAGAUAUAUAUAUAUAUUGAUAUAUAUAUAUAUUGAUAUAUAUAUAGAGAGAGUGAGUGAGUGAGUGAGUGAGAGAGUGAGUGUCAGUAUGGGUGCCUGUACAAAGGUUUUGGAAUACCGUUUUACUGCUGGAGCAUCUUUGUUAUAUAAUAGUUUGCUGUAACUAUAGAGACAGCCUUUGGAAUGAUUCUACAAACCAAAUAAACAUUUGUAAUAUG
Penaeus indicus is the source of this 7161-nucleotide messenger RNA. Its product is annotated as endoribonuclease Dicer-like. Gene Ontology annotation, molecular function: deoxyribonuclease I activity; protein binding; RNA binding. The record is from RefSeq and is a predicted model, not a curated record. The transcript has 14 exons. The coding region runs from base 1 to 4857 and encodes 1618 amino acids. Gene Ontology annotation, biological process: siRNA processing; apoptotic DNA fragmentation; pre-miRNA processing. Gene Ontology annotation, cellular component: cytoplasm; nucleus; RISC complex. Lineage: Eukaryota; Metazoa; Arthropoda; Malacostraca; Decapoda; Penaeidae.